This is a messenger RNA of Apaloderma vittatum (bar-tailed trogon), 741 nucleotides long. RefSeq names its product family with sequence similarity 228, member B (gene FAM228B). The transcript has 7 exons. The annotation marks the transcript as partial. The record is from RefSeq and is a predicted model, not a curated record. Lineage: Eukaryota; Metazoa; Chordata; Aves; Trogoniformes; Trogonidae.
AGGUUCCCCUCCGCACCAGCAGGGAGUGGCGCAGCAAAUGCUUGUGACUGCACUAGACAUUUUAGGAAGAAAAGUACAACCAAGGAUUGGCUGUCACAGACAGACUUCUGUUGUGCAAAGGCAACACGUAAUAAAAGUCAAGACAUCCUUGCUUCUGCUCAGCACAUCUUGGACAGAGAAUAUUAUUUUGUAAGGGAGGUGGACAGUUAUUUGAAGCACAAUGAUUUCUUAAAUCUGCGAAAGAAGGAGAUCCUGUACAAGAAAUGGCUUGAGGAUGUUUUGGAGCCACUGCUGCAGAAAAUUGAGGACAAAAUGGACAGCCAGUCAAGUGAAGAAAUACGGAAAAGGAAAGAAGAACAACUCUCUCGCUAUUUAAACUACUGUGAAAAGAAGGGUUAUGUGACUUUGGAAGCUUAUGACCCAUCAGAGUAUGAUCCGUUUUUCCUGAAGACGCAUACAGACUGCUGGAAGGUUUCAGUACCAACUUUACAGGAUCCUCUCUUAAAAGGCAUUCAAAGAAAGUUUAUUGAGACAGGCAUUAUCAAGCAGUGCGAGACAGGAAGACCGUACUCCACCAGAGAGCUGAACAAACUCCAUAAAGCAGAACUGCUGCUUCCUUUGAGCCGGCAGCGGAUGGAUGCGACUGAGUGGCUGAAGAUACCACACGCCUACAUUGCUAGUGAGGUCCACCGAACGAAGAGGCAGAAAGUCAUCAGCCACCAGAAAGACGGCGAGAGCUGA